AUGCAGUCAAGCUGCAAUGCUACUGGCUCAAGUUCUCCUGCUAAGGCAGCAGUAGGAGGAGGAGCAGCUGCUGCUGCAUGCACAACCCGUCCUUCUCAUACGACGAAGCCCGGUUUGGCGCCAGUUGCGGCGGACGAAAUUGACGCCAUUAUUCCGGAUUCCUCAAGCCGCCGCCCAUACCUCUCCCUUGCAAGCCUUCGGCGCCUUUUGGCGGCGAGCGCGGCGGGUGCGACGGAGCGGAUCGAGGGUCUGUUUCCGGCCUUUUCAGGCCUGGUGUACCUAUUCGUCUACCUGCGCGUCCUGGUUCGCCGCACAGCGCGCAUCAUGCUAGCCAGGGUGUUCAGCACCAUCAUUGGGGGGUCGGGGUCCAAGUUGGAGCGCGCUUUGGGAGAUGCGUUCCCGGAGGGGGAGAGGUACUUUGGGCUUGAGAAUUUCGGCAACACGUGCUACUGCAACAGCGUGCUGCAGGCGCUCUACUUCUGUGUACCGUUCCGCGAGCACCUACUGGACUACUACGCCAAGCACAAGCCGGCAAACGAAUCCGAGGAGACGCUCCUCACGUGCCUUGCAGAGCUCUUCAACCAGAUCAACUCGCAGAAGCGCAAGACAGGGGUCAUAGCGCCUCGCCGCUUUGUGCAGCGAGUGAAGAAGCAGAAGGAGCUCUUCCGCAGCUACAUGCACCAGGACGCACGCGAGCUGCUCACCUUCCUGCUCAACGAUCUGGUGGGCGGUCUAGAGAAGGAGGGUGGGGUGUUGUACACUCCACCCACCCAUGCGCCAUCCCUGGGGCCUGACCUGUCCUCCUGUGCCAGGCAGGACACACGCGAGUUUUUGAGUUUCCUUCUCAACGAGCUGGUGGGCGUUCUUGGGAAGAGGGCAGCAGAUGCACGCAUACACUCCACUCACCCUCUUGCCACCCCUGCCCUGUCUGUGCCUCCCCUCCCUCCUUCCGCGCCACCCCUACCCCAACCCCCGUCAGGACGCCCACGAGUCUCACAACUUCCUUCUUAA
This is a messenger RNA of Closterium sp. NIES-65, 1011 nucleotides long. NCBI's taxonomy places the organism in Eukaryota, Viridiplantae, Streptophyta, Zygnematophyceae, Desmidiales, Closteriaceae. The record is from the annotation of a GenBank genome assembly.